GCCUCAGAAGCAGAGAGAGCUGCGGCUUCAGGGGGGGAGGCGGAGGAAGACAUACCAGACAGGCUCCGCGUCUCCCGGCCCGCGAGCGCGAGCGCGUCGCCUUCCCGGUUCCCGCCGCGCCGCGCGAGCUUUCCCGCCUUCCCACUGCGAGGAGUGAGAGGGAGGGGGAGGCGUUUAUAACCGCUCGGCGCGGGGGCCAAUCCGACCGCGCACGCGACCGGGCCAAGCAGGGGAGCGGCAGGCAGGAGGCACCGUUCCGCCGCCGACUAGCGCCGCCGCCACGACGUCCCGCCUCCGCCUCCGCCUCCGCAGGCCGGCCGCGCGCAUCCAUGGCGAGGUCAUGGCUGAUAACUGGUAGGGGCAUUGCUAAGAAGAUAAGAUACACAGCUCCUAGUGCCAAUCACAAAAUAAGUGAGUUUAUUGCAGAAGCACGGAGGGAAUGUCCGAACUGCAGUCAUGUCAUUGAUAACAGUGAUGUUACCAUGCUGUGGCCUGGGCUGCCUGCUGGAGUCAAGUUUGAUCCAUCUGAUUUGGAGUUGCUUGAACAUUUAGAAGAAAAAAUUGGCCUGGGAGGUUCAAAGCCACAUGUGCUCAUUGAUGAAUUUAUUCCAACUAUAGAUAACGAUGAAGGAAUCUGCUAUUCACAUCCUGAAAAUCUUCCUGGUAUGAAAACAGAUGGUAGCAAUGCUCAUUUCUUCCAUAGACUUUCAAAAUCCUAUAAUUGUGGCAAGCGCAAGCGUCGAAGGGUCAUAAGCUGCAGUGAUAACACUGUUACUGAUGACCAUGUGAGAUGGCACAAGACAGGGAGAUCCAAACCCAUAUAUGACAAUGGUGUUAAGAAAGGUUGGAAGGAGAUAAUGGUGCUGUACAAAAGUUCGCAAAGAGGUGGAAAGCCUGAUAGAGCUCACUGGGUAAUGCAUCAGUAUCACCUUGGAGAAGAGGAAGAUGAAAAGGAUGGGGAUCUUGUUGUUUCCAAAAUCUUCUACCAAAUGCCAAAUAAGAGUACAGAAGUUUCUGGAACAGAAACUGCUUAUGAUGAACCCGACGCAUCUGCUUCAGUGAUUGGUCCUAAAACUCCAAAGACAAAUACCCCACAGCCACGUCAUCCUAAUAAUAGUCCAUGUGAAACUGAGAAGAAUGCUUUCAUCCUGCAGGAUCAGCUACUACUGCAGGACGAAGGAGAGCCUACCAUUUCUAUUGUUAGCCUGGAGGAUGAUGCAGUGAACCCUGCAUGGUGUGCUGGAGCUGAAGAGCAGCAGGCUGUUGGAGGGGCAUCUCGGGCUCAGCUGAACCCAGAUGAACCUCUGCUCUGUCGUGAAGAUCCGAAUUCCUUAAACGACGAAGCACUGUUUCCCUUGGACUAUCCGAUUCUGUCCCAAUGCAGGAACGAGAUCCUUGACAGGAACCAGAACACAUUUUACGGGUUACCUGAUCUCCAUAAUGUGGAUCUUGGAACGCCUCCAGACCUUCAGCUUGGUGACUUGCAAUUUGGUUCCCAGGAAAGCCUUGGCAGCUGGCUGGACCGCAUCUAGGGUGAUAACGAGCGUUAAUAUUUUCGCUCCAACUGCAUGAUCGAAGAGCAUGCUUUUGCACAGGAUAUGAUGGUACUCGGUAGCAACUAUUUUGGGGCUUGCACAACACAGACAUUGCAUGCUGGUAUUAGUGAUGUAUUGUGUUGAGCCAUCAAACUGUAUCUGGAAACAAAGAACCUUUUCUUUUCUCUUUCGAAGAAUGAUGAACCUUUAACAUCUGACGUAUCACAAAAACUGUAGGCCUUGAAAACUAGUUGCGUGGCCGGUGCAGACCUGCAUUAUUGCCCCCAACCUGUGUAGGCCGUGGCUUGUUUGGUUGGAGGUACUUGAUGCAAGGGAAUGAGAGUUCAGAUA
Messenger RNA from Panicum hallii, 1886 nucleotides. RefSeq names its product SUPPRESSOR OF GAMMA RESPONSE 1-like. Bases 330 to 1532 code for a protein of 400 amino acids. Gene Ontology annotation, cellular component: nucleus. Gene Ontology annotation, molecular function: DNA-binding transcription factor activity; transcription cis-regulatory region binding. Lineage: Eukaryota; Viridiplantae; Streptophyta; Magnoliopsida; Poales; Poaceae. Gene Ontology annotation, biological process: regulation of DNA-templated transcription. The record is from RefSeq and is a predicted model, not a curated record. The transcript has 6 exons.